Messenger RNA from Pseudocercospora fijiensis CIRAD86, 2574 nucleotides. RefSeq lists its product as uncharacterized. Bases 1 to 2574 code for a protein of 857 amino acids. The transcript has 2 exons. The record is from RefSeq and is a predicted model, not a curated record. Gene Ontology annotation, cellular component: fungal-type vacuole membrane. NCBI's taxonomy places the organism in Eukaryota, Fungi, Ascomycota, Dothideomycetes, Mycosphaerellales, Mycosphaerellaceae.
AUGGCCGCCAACAGCGAGCCCGACCCGACGCGGCAGCAGGAAGAGGAAGACGAGAGCGAUGUCCGAGACGUCGAAGAUGGACCGACAGAAUCAUCGCCACUGCUGCCACGACAUCUCACACAUAACGAUCAGAGUCAGCCGCAUCGGGAACAAUCCGCUACAUCUUCCCUCAAAUCCGUCCUCGGCAAGAAUGGCAAGCCCAGAUGGCCCAGCUUGAUCGCAUUGCUGCUGUUAUGUGUCUUAGCAGCACUGAUCAUCGUUUUCGCAUUUGUCGCGCCGGCGGCCGUGGAGCAGUAUGCCGCACAAGCUGUGGUGUUCGAGCCUACCAGCCUAUCGAUCGAGUCGUUCACCGCAACUGGAGUCCGAGCAAGAGUGCAAGGAACCUUCAAACUGGACUCGUCAAGAGUAGAAAAACAGCACGUGCGCAACCUGGGCAAGUUCUGCACUUGGAUAGCGAGAGAGGCGGAAACUGGAGAGAGCGAUGUGCGAGUAUCGCUGCCAGAAUACGGAAACGUGCUGCUGGGUACAGCUCAUGUGCCUCCCAUCAAAGUCUACCUUCGAGAUCAACACAUCACGGGGGUCGAUUUCCUUGCCGACUUGGAGCCAGGAAAUGUAGAUGGCAUUAGAAGGAUCGCAAAUGAUUGGAUUGAUGGAAGGUUAGGUCGGCUGCGAGUGGUUGGCAAGGCGAGCGUACCCAUCAAGAGUGGCUUGAUCAGCCUCGGAAGGCAAAUUGUCAAGCAGGAAAUGCUCUUCGACAACAAAGACACUCCGACACUACCAGCAUACAAGUUGCAGAAGCUGAACCUGAGAGAAGUGGAGAUACCAAGUGGAACUGGCAUGGCAGCGGAUGUGUCGUUGCAAGUGCAUAAUGAUUAUCCGGUCGACCUCGCUGUUCCUCCGCUGGGCUUUGGAAUACUGGUCGAUAACUGCGAGAAGAGUGACCCUUACAUCAUGGUGGCGGAUGCAUUGACACAUGAAUUGAACAUUCACCCGAAGCAAGACGUGGAAGUCAACGUCACCGGCAUGGUUCGCCAACUUCCAUCUGUCCUGACGGAAGAUUGUCCAGGCACAAGCGAGUCGCCGCUUGACAACCUCAUCGCACAUUACAUUCACGGCAAGACGACCACAGUCUACGUGCAAGGCUCAGACUCGUCAUCGCUAGACACUCCUGAAUGGAUCACCGACCUCAUGAAGGACAUCACAGUGCCAGUACCCAUACCGGGACGGACGUAUGGAGAUUUGAUCAAGAAUUUCUCUUUGACCGAUACGCAGUUCAGCUUGCCAGAUCCGUGGGCAGAACCCGACACGCCUGAGUCCAAUCCACGAAUCAGCGCCAAAGUUCGUGCUCUGGUUGCUCUACCAGAAGAGAUGAACUUCAACAUCUCUGUCGCCAAAGUAAAGGCCGAUGCAGACGUCUUCUACAAGGGUAAGAAGAUUGGUCGGCUUGACCUGAAUAAAUGGCAAGCGGCAAACAGCACUCGUGUGCCACCAGAAUCUGAAGAAGACGGCCCUACGCUUGAGGUGGAGAGCCUUGUUAAAGAUGCACCUUUGGAAAUCCAGGACGAAAACGUCUUCACAGAUGUCAUCCAGGAACUCCUGUUUGGCGGUAAGACGGUCAUCAUGACUAUCAAAGCUGAAGUUGAUGUGGGCGUUGCUACGGCGUUGGGGGAAUUUGCGAUUCGAAAGAUACCCGCUGAUGGCCAGGUGCCAAUUAAGCAUCUGCUCGGGGGCGUAAAGCCUAAGCUCGUGGAUGUCAAUAUCAGCAACACAACGGAGACAUCUCUCACCAUCGACGCGAAAGUCAACGUGACCAACCCUACCCCAUACUCCGCUUCGAUUCCCUACAUCGACAUCCACAUCCUCAAAAACGGCUCUCUCCUCGGCCACGCCACCGCCCACAACCUCACCAUCACAACCGGCCGCAACUCCUUCCUAGAAGUCACAGCAAUUUACUCCCCUCUCGACUCCGGCGGCAAACCCGCCAAAGAAAUCGGCCGAAACCUCAUCUCCCAAUACAUAUCCGGCUGGAACACAACCCUCACCUUCCGCACCCACGAAAAAACCUUCCCAUCAAACCCCAAACUCGGUCGAGUACUAAGCCACUUCCCCCUAGAAAUCCAAGCCCCCAACCUCUCCCCCCAACCCCCAAACCAAGAUCCCGAAGAAGGCGGCGGCGGCGGCGGCGGUGCUCACAACUUCAUAAAAGACGCAACAAUGCACCUCCUAACCUCCACCGCCACUUUCGUGUUAUUCUCCCCCUUAACCCACUCCACCCUCAUAAUCUCCUCCCUCAACGCAACCGCAAUCUACGAAUCCUCCGACGUCGGCGAAAUUUUCUACGACAUCCCUUUCGCCGUCCCUCCGGUCGCGGAAACUCCAGACCACCAAGGUUUUCUCACGCCGAGGUUACCUGUGGAUUGGAGUUUGGGGAGUGUGGGGUAUGAGGCUGUCAAGAAGGCGUUGGGAGGGACGUUGAAAUUGAAGGCGAAGGCCGAGGUUGGGGUGAAAUUGGGGAGGUGGAGGGAAAAAGUUUGGUUUGAGGGGGGUGGGUUGGGGGUUAGGAUUCGGUUGUGA